Messenger RNA from Kwoniella botswanensis, 771 nucleotides. RefSeq lists its product as uncharacterized. The record is from RefSeq and is a predicted model, not a curated record. Gene Ontology annotation, biological process: actin cytoskeleton organization. NCBI's taxonomy places the organism in Eukaryota, Fungi, Basidiomycota, Tremellomycetes, Tremellales, Cryptococcaceae. The coding region runs from base 1 to 771 and encodes 256 amino acids. Gene Ontology annotation, cellular component: cytoplasm. The transcript has 6 exons.
AUGAUCCUCGGAGGAGCACCAAAGUGUGAGACGUGUGGGACUUCGGUGUAUCAUGCCGAGCAGGUACUGGGACCACAUAGGAAGAUAUACCAUAAGAUAUGUUUGAAAUGCGCUCAGUGUGGGAAGAGGUUGGAUCCUGGUAAUUUGGUCGAACACGAUACUCAGCCGUAUUGCUCGAGAUGUCAUACCCAGCUAUUCGGUACUCGAGACCUACGUCACGCCAAUGUCCUACCUAAUAUAACACCUACAUCCUCCCCCGCCCGUCCUCAAAUUCCCCUCACACCAUCUACGCCAACAUACAGACUCCCCUCUUCCGCCCAAUCACCACGGACCAAUCUCCCUACACCUAAAGAUUUCUACACACCACCUAGGAACCUUACCCCGCCACCUGCCGAACCUGCUACACCCACUGAUCCCAAUGUUCCGAUUACCCGACCGAACUUCCGAGAUGCUAGACCGAUAUCCGUCCCGUUUGCUGGUGGCUCGAAAGCCCUGGAUGAUAGGGGUUUGUUGAGGAGGGGUGAUAGUCCGAGAUCAAAGGUGGGGACGAGGGUUGAGGGGGAUGAUGCGUGUAAAGGGUGUGGGAAGAGGGUUUAUGCUGCUGAGCAGGUCUACUCGAUAGGCUCAAAAUGGCAUAAAGCAUGUUUACGCUGUACUUCAUGUAAAUCCACGUUGGAUCCUUCAAAGGUAUCGGAUAAAGAUGGAUUACCGUAUUGUAAGAAUUGUUAUGCGAAGGAACAUGGUCCUGGAGGUAUCUUAGGGAAGCGUUGA